Messenger RNA from Candidula unifasciata, 2232 nucleotides. The record is from the annotation of a GenBank genome assembly. NCBI's taxonomy places the organism in Eukaryota, Metazoa, Mollusca, Gastropoda, Stylommatophora, Geomitridae.
AUGGAGGAUAUACAGGACGACCCCCGUUUUGCGCAUAUUUUGUCAGACCCAAAGUUUAUGAUUAUGCCGAAAUCGAAGAAGAAAGUAAAAAUUGAUUCACGAUUUCGGUCUGUGUUUACCAGCGAAAAGUUCAGCCACAAGACGGAAAUAGAUAAACGAGGCCGACCCAUUUUUGACGCCACAAAACGUAAUAGUAAUGUCAUGAAGAGGUUUUAUGAGCUUUCUGAUGAGGAUGAUGAUGAUGAAGAAGACGAUAAUGAGGACGAGAAAUCUGAGUCAGAUCAGGAAGUCGCACACAGUCAGCAGAAUAAAGAAAGAAGGAAAAACAAAAGACCUAGAGUAGACGAUGAUGUCAGUACUAAGUCAUUCAGUGAGACUGAGACCAAACCACAGAGACAAAUUUCACAAGAGCAGAAGAAGAAGAAACAAAUAGAAAAGAAGAGGACCCCAACUAACAACAAAGUCAACAAACUUGUAUUUGGUAGAAAGGACAAAAUUGUAUCAGCGAAAUCUUCGCCAGUAAAAGAUUCCAACAGUGACCAGGAAGGCAGCAGCAGUUGUACAACAGAUGAUGAGGAUGAUGAUGUUGAGUUACCAGAAUUUUCCCAAGAAUUUGCACUGGAAGAAACAGAUAUUGAACACAAAUGGAAUGAACUUCACACAGAUGCUGUCACUGUCGUGGAGUCCACAUGCAGACUCGCUGUUUGUAACAUGGAUUGGGACUUUGUCAAAGCCCAAGAUUUAUUUGUCCUGUUCAAGUCAUUUGUGCCAGACGGGGGCCAGGUCAAGUCCGUGACUAUCUACCCGUCUGAGUUCGGCAAAGAGAGAAUGGCAGAGGAGGCCCUGCUCGGUCCCAGAGAAAUCAGAGCACAGGCAAAUCAGGAGUGCAGGAAAGCAGAUAAAGAAGGGCAAAAUGGGAAAAAGAAGAACAGAGCUACAAACCAGCAGCAAGCAAAGAGAGACUCCAAAGAUCUGGAAGCAACACAGACGGAGAAACUCCGAGAAUAUCAGCUGAAUCGACUGAGAUAUUAUUUCGCGGUGGUAGAUUGUGAUUCUGUUGUUACGGCAGAGACUAUUUAUAAUGAAUGUGAUGGUCGGGAAUAUCUACUUAGUUCGGUACGGUUAGAUCUUCGCUUUAUACCAGAUGGUAUGACUUUCGAGGACCCACCCAGAGAGGUGUUUUCGCAGGAACAAAGCAUUUUGGAGUAUAAACCAAACCAGUUUAGUUCAACGGCUUUGUGUCAGGCCAAAGUAGAUGUGACCUGGGAUGAGACUGAAUUUGACCGGUUGAGUCGGCGUAUUGGAGGUAUGCAGCAAAAGGAGCUUGAGAGCAUUGUAGAAGAAAAUAAAUAUGCAGAUAUUAUAGCACCCCCAGAGAGCGAUUCCGACCAGGAUGCCGACGAUCAACCUGAUUGGCUGAAACAAGCCCUUGAUAGUAACGGAAACGAAGAGCUGAAUGAAGAGGACAAGAUUGCAAUGUACCGUAAACUUCUGAUGGAAAAGUUGGACGAUGAAGAGGGUGAUGAUGAGGGAGAUGAGCUAAAAGGAGAAGAAAAAGAGCUUGUCUGGACACCCGGACUGAAAUCUUCAUUGGUGAAGAGAAUGGAGAGAAAGGAAAGAAAACAGGAAAAUACAGGCGUGGUCAGCGACUAUCUGGAAAAGAAACGGGAAAAGAAGAAAAAGAAGAAGCAAAAUAAGGUAAAGAAGCACACAGUUGAUGAUGAAAAAGAACAAGCAGAUACUGUUGAUAAUACUAAUGAAAACACAGGAGCUGUAUCUGCUCACAAGCAAACAAAAAAGAAGCAGAAAAGGAAUGAGAGUGAGGAAAAAGCAGAAGCGAAAAAUAUGGCAGACUUGGAAUUACUUGUAAUGGGAGAUGAUGAUGUAAAAGAUGAGCACCCCGAUAAAGAUAAGACAAGUAAAAAGAAGAGUAAAAAAAUGAAGAUGAAGAAGAAAAAGCUGGCGGCAGUCGAGGAUGAGUUUCAACUAGACAUGAACGAUCCCAGAUUUGGUGCUCUGUAUACUUCUCAGCACUUCCAUAUUGAUCCGUCUUCUGCACAGUUUAAGAAGAGCACCCAUAUGGCUGCUCUAAUGAAUGAACAGAUCAAGAGGAGAGGCCAUUCUGGCAAACCUGUGAAGGUGACAGGAUCUAAAUCUGACCAAAGUGUUGAGCCCUCAAAGUCGUUAUCGCAAGCUCUUGUUGAAAGCAUCAAGUCAAAAAUGAGAAAAUGA